This is a messenger RNA of Kogia breviceps (pygmy sperm whale), 1455 nucleotides long. It is a transcript of the gene ANKRD33B, whose product is annotated as ankyrin repeat domain 33B. The record is from RefSeq and is a predicted model, not a curated record. Gene Ontology annotation, molecular function: protein binding. Lineage: Eukaryota; Metazoa; Chordata; Mammalia; Artiodactyla; Physeteridae.
AUGGUGCUGCUGGCCGGGCCCGGGCCGGAGGGCGGCGGGGCGCGCCGCGUGUCCCCGCAGUCGCCGUCCCCACCCCGGGACGCGCAGGCCGGGGAGGACCCAGCUGACUUCGAGGAGUACGAGGACUUCUCGAGUCUGCCCGACACCCGCAGCAUCGCCUCGGACGACUCCUUCUACCCUUUUGGAGGCGAGGAGGAGUACAGCUCCGUGAGCGCGGAGAGCGUCCCGGAGGCCGUCCCGGAGGCGGCGACCCUCCUGCGCGCCGCCUGCGCCAACGAUGUGGGGCUGCUGAGGGCGCUGAUACGGCGGGGGCCCAGCGCCGAGGAGGUGCAGGAGACCGACCGCAACGGCCGGACCGGCCUCAUUGUCGCCUGCUACCACGGCUUUGUGGAUACUGUGGUGGUCUUAGCAGCCUGCCCCCACGUUGACGUCAACUGGCAGGACAGCGAGGGCAACACGGCCCUGAUCACGGCUGCACAGGCAGGGCACGUCACCAUCACCAACUACUUGUUGAACUAUUUCCCCGGCCUUGACCUUGAAAGGAGGAACGUGUUUGGGUUCACGGCCCUGAUGAAAGCCGCCAUGCAGGGCCGAACGGAGUGCAUCCGAGCCUUGAUGCUAGCAGGGGCAGAUGUCCACGCCAGGGACCCUCACCGCGGGAUGUCGUCCCAGGAGUGGGCUACUUACACGGGGCGGUUUGAAGCGGUCCACGUCAUCCAGAGGCUGCUGGAGCGACCCUGCCCAGAGCAGUUCGGGGAAACGUACAAGCCAGAGCUGCCGCUGACCCCCGAGGCAGCUCCGAAGGCUGCGGGCUCCAAGAACUGCUUGCAGAGGCUCGCCGGGUUUGUGCGGUCCGUGCUGACCUCCCGCGUGCGCUCGGGCCUGGAGGAUGGGGGCGUCCUGGACCACAUGGUCAGGAUGACCACGAGCCUCUAUAGCCCCGCCGUGGCCGUCGUCUGCCAGACCAUGUGCCCCGAGAACCCCCCCUGUGUGGGGAAAAGGCGGCUGGCGGUGCAGGAAAUCCUGGCGGCACGGGGGGACCCGGACACGCAAGCCCAAGAGAGGGACAGAGCGGAGGGCACCGGGCAGCGAUUCCGGACCUCCCGGGCCGCGGGGGUCUCCAGAGAGGGGGCCCCCAGAGCCAGCUCCACGCCUUCCCAGCGGCCAGCCGCCCCGCGGAAGGCCAGCCUGCUGUCCCUGCAGCUGCUGCGGCGGAGCAGCGUGCGGCCGGGCGCGGGCACCCCGAAGGUGCGCGUCAGCAAGGCGCCCGCGCCCACCUUCCAGCCCGAGCGGGCGGCCAAGGGCAACACCAAGGACAGCAGCCACCUGCAGCUCCCCAAGUGGCGGUACAAGGAGGCCAAGGAGGAAAGAAGGAAGGCGGAAGAGGCAGAGAAGCAGCGGCUGGCCAGGGCACAGAAGGAGAAGCGGGCACCGUCCUGGAGGAAAAGGACGUGA